CCACAACUUUGGUUUUGCUUUUCACGACUCAUUAGGGUUUUGAGCUCCUCAGCCAUGAGAACACGGCGGCAAAAGAUCUUGGAGGAUCGUCAAGCCGUCGUCGAACGGUUAAAUGCUGGCGAAAACUCAUUGCAGAUCCCAGUUGAUCUCAUAUUCGAGAUACUCUUGAGAUUGUCUGUUAAAUCUAUAGCCAGAGGUCGAUGCCUAUCGAAGUUCUGGGCUUCCAUACUUGAACGUCAAGAUUUCACGGAUCAUUAUUUGACAAGAUCAUCUGCUCGUCCUCAGCUCUUGUUCGCCUUCCAAGACCGCUGCAAGGUGUUCUUCUUUUCCGCACCUCAAGAUGACAACUCGUUUCUGAUAACAGCCAGUUAUCAUAUGAGUUUCCCUGUUAACCGUGUCAAAGAAAUAUAUAGUCCUAUCAGUGGUUUGGUCUGCGUUAGAGAGGGGAUGAAAACUCCAGUGACGGUGUGGGUGAUAUGUAACCCUAGCACCGGACAGUACUUCACUUUACCUAGAAUGAAGACAAGGAAUAACAAGUGUGAUGUGAGAAGCUUUUUUGGGUAUGAUCCUGUCGAGAACCAGUUCAAGGUUUUGUCAAUGACAACACUUGCACAUGGCAAAAGAGAUCUGGCCAUCUACAAGGAGCACCAAGUUCUGACAUUACAAACUGGGAAACUCCCAUGGAGGAUGAUUGAAUGUAACGUACCCCAUCAUCAUGGGAUUAAUUGUAUAUGCAUCAAUGGUGUUUUGUAUUACAAAGCUAAGAACGGAGCUGAUUCGUCUACAUAUGGUAAGGAUAUUAUAGUCACCUUUGAUGUUAGAUCUGAGAAGUUCGGCUUUAUUGAAGUCGACAAACCUUUCAUUCCAGUUCAUACUCUGAUAAACUUCAAUGCUAAACUGGCUUCAGUUGAAUCUUAUUCUUUUAAUAGAAGAAGCCCGAUUCAUUUGUGGGUUCUAGAUGACAUAGAGAAAAAUGAAUGGUCCAAGCAUGUUUACAAACUGCCUGCGUCUUGGGAGGAAGUAGUUGGAGAUGCGGACUUAUACUGUGUUAAAGUGACUGCUUCAAAUGAAGUUGUUUUGUCAGGGUACUAUCAACGCUCUCCUUUCUAUGUUUUCUACUACAGUCUUGAGAAGGAAACUGUGAGAAGAGUUGAAAUCCAAGAAAUGGAAGCGUUUAAGCAUUUCCAAGUUUACACUUUUGUAGACCAUGUAGAAGACGUCAAAGUGUAUUUUAGGACUGGCUCUUAAGUGAAUGAUCACGGUCUUGUUCAGUGUGCUUCAUGCAUCCAAGGAGCAUCAGUUUUUCUAUGCUAAGCCAAAACAGUUCAGUGUUGGUUUUACAUCGUAUUUUAUAUUUUGAGAAAACAUUGUACCAUUUGGUUAGCAUCCAAUAUUCUGGUUCUCUCUAUGUUACUUAAUACAUCAAUGUUUAGUUUAAAUAAAGGCUUCCAGAAACUAAUAUGAAAAUUGAACUUAACCUUGUGUGUGGUGGCCAAGCGUAUCUACUAUUGUUUUCUAGUUUUUUAGUUCAGAGCUUCAUCAUUAAUGGAGUCUAAUAAAUGCAAAUUCCACAUAAUCAAGAAAAGAAAAGAAAAAAACAACGGUUCUGCUUGUAACUGUUAUUAUACACAUGACUCGAAGUUGAAGAAAAGCCUCAGUUUUCUCCAAGUGUGCAAACUCAUUUUUUAACAAAUGCGGACUCAGCCAAGUCGAUGGCUCGAGCAAGUCCAGCUGCUUUAUUCUGACACUCGCGGUGCUCGUCUUCCGGGUCACUAUCGGCUACCACACCAGCUCCAGCUUGAAGAUAAGCCACCCACUCACGGCGUUUGUUA
Molecule: messenger RNA, 1832 nt
Organism: Brassica rapa (field mustard)
Lineage: Eukaryota; Viridiplantae; Streptophyta; Magnoliopsida; Brassicales; Brassicaceae
Product: F-box protein DOR
Molecular function (GO): protein binding
Source: RefSeq, a predicted model, not a curated record